Molecule: messenger RNA, 3556 nt
Organism: Carcharodon carcharias (great white shark)
Lineage: Eukaryota; Metazoa; Chordata; Chondrichthyes; Lamniformes; Lamnidae
Gene: dclre1b
Product: DNA cross-link repair 1B
Exons: 5
Coding region: 294-2078 (594 amino acids)
Biological process (GO): double-strand break repair via nonhomologous end joining; protection from non-homologous end joining at telomere; interstrand cross-link repair
Molecular function (GO): 5'-3' DNA exonuclease activity; damaged DNA binding
Source: RefSeq, a predicted model, not a curated record
GGUGUCAACGAAACACAAAAUGAAGCCCGAGAUCGGCGGCGGUUAAUGGUGGAGAAUUUUCAGUUAGAAUUCAGUGACGGUUGGAGAAGGGCAGGAGCUUAGGAGGUGGUCCGUUAAUUUCAAUAGAACCGUGUCUCGCGGACUCCCGGUUUAAACAAAUAUUCAGAUGAUUGGAAAGCAGCACCGCUCCCCCACCCCGGGGUGAUAGACAACGGGCUGACCUCACCCAAAGGUGCUGUCUCUUGGGGUGAGGAGGCACUAGUAGGGUGCUGGCUGUUGAGGAAUAGUGAGCAAUGAAUGGAAUAUUGAUCCCAAACACUCCAUUUGCUGUGGAUUUCUGGCAGAUUCGGAAGUGCAGCCAUGUCCGUUUGUUUUUCCUGUCUCACUUGCACAGUGAUCACACAUCAGGUCUGUCCUCCACCUGGAGCAGACCCAUAUACUGCUCUCCCAUUACUGCCAGGUUGUUGCGUUGGAAGUUUCAGGUGGAUGAAAUAUGGAUCCACCCACUGGAGUUAGGGGACAGUCACCUCUUGAAUCUUGAUGAAGUUGGAAAAGAGACCAUGACUGUGACACUGAUUGACAGCAAUCACUGCCCAGGCUCUGUCAUGUUUCUCUUUGAUGGCUAUUUUGGCACAGUUCUGUAUACGGCAGAUUUCCGUUACACACCCACCAUGUUUAGCCAUCCACCACUGAAUACAGGAAAAAGGAUAGAUAUCCUAUAUCUGGAUAACACAAACUGUGACCCUGAGUCCAUGGUGCCUUCUCGUCAAGAAGCUACUGAACAGAUCAAAGCAAUAAUCAACGCACACCCAGAAUACAAUGUAGUAAUUGGUCUGUACAACCUGGGCAAAGAAUCCUUAUUAAUAGAGCUGGCCCUGGCAUUUAAAACCUGGAUUGUGGUAAGUCCUCAGAGACUUCAGAUGUUUCAGCUCUUGGGACUCUGUGAUGUCUUCACUUCAGAAGUGGGGGCGGGAAGAAUCCAAGUGGUAGACCAGAAUGAGAUUAACCGCUUCAACAUGGUUAUAUGGAAUCAAAUGUGGCCAACGAUUGCUAUUAUCCCUACAAGUCGAAGAAUGACAGUCUGGCACAGAGAUGUACAUGUGGUUCCUUAUUCAGAUCAUUCCUCGUUUCAGGAAUUGCAAGAGUUUGUGGCCAGGCUGAAACCCUGCACAAUUAUCCCUGUAGUGAAAAAUAAGGCAUGUGAGGCAUACUUCUACCAGUACCUUAGUCCAUUUGAUGAGUUAAAGCAAAUCCGAGUUCCAGAAACUGUAAAAAGAUGUACAGAGAAGAAUGAAAAACGCAAUAAAAGGCUGCUUCAACAGCACAUUGGACUAAGAGCUUUGGAUAUUCCAAAGGGUGUAGUGUUUGAGUCACCAGAGAAGGUGCGGCAAGAUAGCAGUAGAACUGACAAGCUCAGUAUAGAAGGGCUAAGUUCUAACAGUAAUGAGGAGCUAUUCCAAAAGGAAGUGAAUAUCGACAAUAUACAGUUCCCACCAAAAUGUGUCUGGCAGGACUGGAAAGAUGACAGCAAUCUGAUUACAGAGGAGCAGAGUUCUGAUAAUAAUAAGGAUAAAUUUUAUGGAAAAAAUACUACCAAACAAAAAACCAAAGUUCCUUUGCUUGUGGAACAGAAAUUAAAGGCAUCUUUCAUUGGAGUGCCAGUAAAGAUAAGACAGACUUCAUUGCUGAAGUGGUGCCAAGAUGGGAAAUCUGCACAUCAUCCCCAUUUAGGAAGGCAACCAACUGGAAACAAUGGUCCAAGCCGGCAACAGUCCUCUAGACUAUCAGUGCUGCCAGCUAUGAAUGCAAGCACAUCAUUGACAGCACCCGUGCCUUGUUGGUCACCAGAUAUUUAUGAGGAACAACAGAAUGGAGAACCUCAUAAAUUUGAAGAAUCUGGGUCAGCUUCCAUUUCACCUCCAGGCAGGACCUGUAAAAGUAAACCGAGCUCAAGUGAUGAAAACUGUGUACCAACAGUUCAGGGUUGGUGUUAUGCCAGUCUGAAAUCUUUUGAUGCCAUAGUUGAACAAUAUUUUAAGAGGAGGAAUAAAAUACUUGUGAAAAAUACAGUGGAUUAGACUGUCAUAGACAAUAGGUAUGACAUGAGUGUAUACUGUUUUACCAGCAAUCUCUGCAAUUUGGUACUUUGCAAAGGGCAUUUAUUCUCCCUCCUGAUUGCCCAUGGUGCUAGUUCACAAUUUCUGGGUACUUUCUAAUAGUUUGUGGUGGCUGGUGGUGUGUAUACAUAACUGGUUAAAAUUUCUGAAAUGCAUCAACAAAUGCAGCAAAGCUCGGCACUUCCAAAUUAACAAAUUUUACAAGAGAGUUUUGCACCCUUUGACUCCAUUUUGAUGAUUCCUGGUCAUCAAAACAGAUUAUUCAUCUCUUGAGCAGCUCUGAUAAAUAUGGUUUUGUUGGUGCACAGUUCCCCACAGCCACCCCCACCAACCUCCAUGUCUAUCUUAUUUAGGAGUAUAUUUUCCCCUCUCCAUUAAUGUCAGUAAGAAAGUGGACAUAGAUUUAGAGAUUAUAAGUAUAAAUGGCCUUGCACUUUUACUUCAAGGCACUGUCUGUUAGAACAUGGAUCUUUGAGCAUUGGAAAAAGACUACUGCAUGAUAUCAUAAACCUGUGACUGUUUCAUUCUUUAUUGCUGGGUCAGGGAUUUUUAAAACUUUUUUAAAACAUGACUAGCCUUUCUAUCACUUCGUCUUCGUCCCAGCCAAGCAUACAACUUUGAAGACAAUUUACCACUCUGGAUUAAAUCAUUAUAAUCAAAAACUUCAUUUUAUUUGUUCAGUUUAUGAUUCUUUUAUUUAUAGAGUGAAGAGCUCAAUACUGUUGAUUAUUUUGAUUUUCUGUAAUCAGAAAAUACCACAGCAAAGCGAGAUAAAAGAUUAAAGUAUUGAUUAGAGAACCCUCAUCAAAGCUGACAAGAGUAAGAGAACCGAGCCCUAUUGUAAAACUACCUAAACCAAACAGGAGGGGAUAGCAACUGAUAAAGUCUGAGAGUACCAAUAUAUCACCGCCUGUUCCAAAGAGGUAGCUGAUGGGGUUUGAUAAGAUCAUGAAUGGAUUUAUUUUUUAAACUUGAUUUUCUGUGUCUAGAUUUUUGUUUAACAGUUGAUGUGAACAACAGCGAAGUAAAUUGGUACAUCACUGGAAACUGCUGUCUUACCUCCCAGCCUUUAGCUUGAGCUGGUUAUGCAAAAGCUGAUCAGUCCGACUCACCUUUUAGUUAUUUCUCUUACUCUCUACCAGCAUCUUUUUGCCAGAUGAUGCAGUCAAUUUUGGAAAUUUGCUAUGUUGAACGGUGCCAUCCUACCACUAAAUCAUUAAAUAUUAUGACGUGACAGCACACAAAUGGUUACUGUAAUUUUCUGGAUAUAAAAAACAUUUUUUACCUAAAUGUUUAUCUGGAAGUUCGGUUGUGUAUUAAACAUGUUAACAAUUCAAAACGUUUUUUUUUUUUUUGCAGCUGGAAUUAUAGACUUUGUUCUUGAUCAUUUAUUUCAAAAAUUACUGGUGAGUCUUGUAAAUAAAUAUAAAGGAGAAAAA